This is a messenger RNA of Mesoplodon densirostris (Blainville's beaked whale), 873 nucleotides long. RefSeq names its product glycolipid transfer protein domain containing 2 (gene GLTPD2). Gene Ontology annotation, molecular function: ceramide 1-phosphate transfer activity; ceramide 1-phosphate binding. The transcript has 4 exons. The coding region runs from base 1 to 873 and encodes 290 amino acids. Lineage: Eukaryota; Metazoa; Chordata; Mammalia; Artiodactyla; Ziphiidae. Gene Ontology annotation, biological process: ceramide transport; intermembrane lipid transfer. Gene Ontology annotation, cellular component: cytoplasm; membrane; cytosol. The record is from RefSeq and is a predicted model, not a curated record.
AUGCGGGUCGCACUGCCUCAGCCGGUCGCACUGCCUCAGCCGGUCCCUCGGCGCUGGUUGCGCAGUGCGAUUCCUCUUGCUGUCUUCACACUACUGCUUGUUUAUCUCUGGGAUCGGAGCCUCCGUGCCCUCUCAGGCUGCAGCUCUGGGGCCCAGUCCUGCAUUGCCAGGGAACCGCCUCCUUUCCAGGUCCCGCAACAGUCGGGACCCUUGGAGGCCCCGGAAUGGGAAGAGCCUCAGUGUCUGGGCCCUCAGGGGAUGCUGGGCCGCAUGAUGAGGCCGUUCCGCGCCAGUCUGAACUCGGAAAGGGAUGUGGAGUUGUCGCAGUACCUAGCAGGAUGGAGGGAGCUAGUCCGGUUCCUAACUCCCCUCGGCUCCAUCUUCGCGUUUGCCACAAGUGAGGCCUCCGCCAAAGUGACAGCCCUCGAGGCUCUGGUGCGCGGCCCAGAGGCCGCGCACUACAAGUCGCUGGCGACCAUGGUGGCGUGGGAGCGGCCCGGGAUCGCCCCACGACUCUCGGCCGAGUCCCCGGGCUCACUGACGAUGCUCUUACUGCACCGUGCGCUACGCUGGUCCCAGCUCUGCCUCCACCGGGUGGCGACCGGGAUGCUCGGAGGCCCGGACGCUGGCGCUCAGUGCAGCGACGCCUACGGCACGGCCCUGGCUCCGCACCACCCCUGGAUCGUCCGUCAGGCCGCCCACCUCGCAUUCCUCGCCUUCCCGGGUCGCGGCCGCUUGCUCGAGCUGGCGUGUCCGGGUUCCAAAGAGGCGGAGGCGCGGAACGCGCUGGUCCGGGCCGCGGGCACCCUAGAGGACGUCUACAACCGUACUCAGGGAUUGCUGGCCGACGGCGGCCUGCUCGAGCUGGCCUGA